Molecule: messenger RNA, 1520 nt
Organism: Zingiber officinale
Lineage: Eukaryota; Viridiplantae; Streptophyta; Magnoliopsida; Zingiberales; Zingiberaceae
Product: probable enoyl-CoA hydratase 2, mitochondrial
Exons: 8
Coding region: 343-1269 (308 amino acids)
Biological process (GO): fatty acid beta-oxidation
Cellular component (GO): mitochondrion
Molecular function (GO): enoyl-CoA hydratase activity
Source: RefSeq, a predicted model, not a curated record
CCCCUGGUGAAAAUUCUGGACGAGGAUCUGGCCUCCAGGAGAUCGGUAUCCGAAAGUGUUUCGUGGACAAGAAGAGGACCAGGGACCAGGGCUUAGGUGAGAACCUAACUGCUCUCCUCUCCCCUCGCCCGCGCGACGCACUCGCUGCCUGCUCCCUCUUCCCCAUCGAGCAGAGAAUAGCCGGCGGCGGCAUCUCCUCACCACCAGCGCCUCCUCGAGCAGGCUCGCGCCGCCACGCGUCUACUCCGCUGUUUCUGGCCCCCUCUUCUCCGUCGAACAGUCGGAGAACAGCCGACAGCGGCGUCUCCUCACCGCCUGCUCAUCAUCCUAUUGAAAACUUCAAUGUGUCCAUUUCAUUCCCUUUACAUCCGCUCCUCUCUCAAUGGCCUCCGGCGAACCAAACCUGCCUCCGUGGCUGCGGCGACGGCGCCACUUCUCCACCGUUUUGGCUCUCGGCGGGGCCUAAUCAUCCAGACACUGGCGGAGAUGGUCAAACUUGAGCGCCUCACCGACUUGGAUUCGGGAAUCGUCGAGCUGAAGCUGGACAGGCCGGAGGCGAAGAACGCGAUCGGGAACGCGAUGCUUCAGGGCUUGCAGAAUGCACUCAAGACCAUUGGAAAUGACUCUUCCACCAAUGUGGUCGUCAUUUCAAGUUCGGUUCCUAGGGUUUUCUGCGCCGGGGCCGAUCUGAAGGAGCGGAAGCUGAUGACUACUUCCGAAGUUCGGCAGUUCGUUAACUCUUUACGAUCAACAUUCUUGUCCUUGGAGUUUCUCUCUGUUCCUACUAUUGCUGUUAUUGAAGGAGCAGCAUUAGGUGGUGGGCUAGAACUGGCUCUUUCAUGCGAUCUUCGUGUGUGUGGAGAAGAAUCAACAUUUAGCUUGCCGGAAACUGGUCUUGCAAUAAUACCUGGAGCUGGUGGAAGCCAACGUCUGCCUAGAAUAGUGGGGAGAUCGGCAGCUAAGGAGCUAAUAUUCACAGGUCGAAGGAUCAAUGGCAAAGAAGCCUUGUCUAUGGGACUUGUUAGUUACUGUGUUCCUUCUGGAGAAGCUCACGCAAAGGCUAUGCACGUUGCCCGGGAUAUUAACCAGAAAGGUCCAUUGGCAAUAAGGAUGGCGAAGCAAGCAAUCGACACAGGUACAGAGCUGGCCAUGUCUUCGGCACUCAAAGUGGAGGAAGAAUGCUAUGAGCAACUACUGAAUACCGAAGAUCGCCUAGAAGGCCUGGCUGCAUUUGCGGAGAAGCGAAAACCUAAAUACCUUGGAAAGUAAAUAGUUCAAUCACUCUUUGGUUUUUCCUGCCAUAUUCUGUAUUUUUUUAAGAUGCAAAUAAAAAAAUGUAAUUCUGAGCGUGAAGCUCUAUGGGCUAUCCUAGUUUAAAUUAAACUGUCAGUUUUACAAUAAAGUUUAGAAAUGUUGUUAGUCUAUAAAUUGUCAUAUGGCCACUAUUUAGUGACCGAUUUGGAUUGAGUGAAACUAACUCUUAGUUGUUUAUGAAUGAAACAAACUCAUGUUUUAAGAAA